Messenger RNA from Mercurialis annua (annual mercury), 943 nucleotides. RefSeq names its product glyoxylase I 4. The record is from RefSeq and is a predicted model, not a curated record. The transcript is spliced from 2 exons. Bases 165 to 779 code for a protein of 204 amino acids. NCBI's taxonomy places the organism in Eukaryota, Viridiplantae, Streptophyta, Magnoliopsida, Malpighiales, Euphorbiaceae.
UUAACAUCAGCCCACGUACAAACUCUCUCCUGAGCCACAUGGCACAUACCCACAUCCUCCACCACAUUCCAUAUUUCAUUGCUUUUUAGGGCUUUAAAGCCGCAAAACCCUCCAUUGAACCAACCUCUCGUCCACAUUUAGGUUUAAACAAAGAACAGCAUUCAAUGGGAAAGAAAGAAGAUGGAGAGGAGAACCACCACCACCACCAGCACCGCCGCGACAACCACCGCCACCAGCAGCAGCAGCAGCAGGGUGAUCCUCCUUUAAUGGCGUUGAAUCAUGUGUCGAGGCUUUGCAGAGAUGUUAAAAAGUCUGUAGAAUUCUAUACUAAAGUUCUGGGCAUGGUGGAAACCGAAAGGCCGCAGGCUUUGGAUUUUGAGGGAGCUUGGUUGUUUAAUUAUGGUAUUGGGAUUCAUCUUGUUCAAGCUAAGGAUGAAGCUAGGUUACCUGAUAUUCAUCAGAACUUGGACCCUAUGGAUAAUCACAUUUCUUUUCAGUGCCAAGAUAUGGAGGAAAUGGAGAAAAGAUUGAAGCAAUACAAUGUGAAGUACAUGAAAAGAACAAUGGAAGAUGAAGAUCAAAAUGGAACGAAAAUAGACCAAUUAUUUUUCGACGACCCGGACGGAUUCAUGAUCGAGAUUUGCAAUUGUGAGAAUGUAAAACUUGUUCCUUCUGAUGCUUCACUUGCCACAGCUAUUAAGCUUCCUACGGAUCGCCAUAACCCACCUCUUGAUACGCAAAAUGGCACCACUAAUCACUCGGAACCACAAAAUAAUUAGCAUUUGUAAACAUAAUAGGCAAGACUAAAAUCAUGGUGGGCUGUUUUAAUUUUUGUCAAUUGUAGUAUAUGUUACUUCUUAAUGUAAUAUUAGUAGUAAGGUAUUUUUGUUUUAGCAUUUAGGAGUUUGUAAUUUUUGUUUUUUUAAUUUUGUUAUGUAAUUGA